AAUCGUGAACGAAUCAGAACGAAUAGUCAUGAUACAUGAAUAUCUAGAUACGUCGCGAUACGAAAUGCCGAUGUUGAUUCCCUUCUUUAUUAUAUAAAUGUGUGUGAGACGAUCUAUAUUUUUACGCAAAUCCGCGAAUAUCCUGUACUUUGUAAGAACAUGUGGCCGCGUGGAAACUUUAAUUGUACAUUGAUGGUGAAAUAAUACGUGUUUAAAAUAUAAAACAGAUAUACACAGCGAUCGUCGAAAUUGUAAAUAUUAUAUAGAGUAAAAACUAUAUAUUUAUCAAGAUGUCUGUGGUAUCUUCAAGAGUUAGCAGUGUGUCGUCUAUAAUAAAAGCUACUGGAAUUAGAUCACAACUCAAUAAACAGUCCAACAGGAUACACUAUCUUAAACUCCCUAAAGAUAUUAAAAGUAUAUUAUAUAAUUUUAAGGCAGGCAGUGGAAUUAAAGAAUAUGAAAAAUUGAUAUAUAUACUUAAAGAAGAUGCUGUAAAGGAUAGUGAUUUAGCAGAGUUCUUAUCUGAGGCAAGGCAAUGUAUAUCCUUAUUAGAUAUUAAAUACGAAUUGUUUAUUCAAAUUCUUCUUCGAAUCCAAUGGACAACUAAAUCACCAGAAGUCAUUUCUACUUAUAAACUCUUUUUACAAGAUUUAGUGUGUAUGCAAACACUCUAUAUAAAAACUGUAAUAAAUUCUUUAGUUCAGUUAUUUAAAUCAGUAGAAGAUAACAAUGCAGAACGUAAGCCUGGAGAAUUCAAAGAUACAGAUAUAGGAAGGCUAAAUCAUAUACAUGACAUAUUACAUAAAAUUGAAGUAGUACCAAUGUCAAGCCAAGUUUUACUACAAUCUCUUGCAUCACAAUUUCCAUAUAUUGCACAUGGCACUUAUACACAUGAAAUUUAUAUCUAUGCUUUAUUACAAAUAUUGAAUUAUGCACCUCAGCUGAGAUCAGACAUUCUAUCUUUAAUAAUUAAUAGGCUGACACUGUUAGAUGUCAAUAUACCUCGUAAAGAAGCAACUAAUGAUGAGGAAGAUGAUGUAAUGAAUGAUUGUACCAAUGAAACUAAGGGUGACAAUCUGACAACAGUAAAUAAUGAUUCAGACAAAAUAAAAACUGUCCCUUUAAUUGUGCAUACAAUGGACACAUGCAUGGAAUUGUUUCUUAAAUACAUGCACGAGUUCUGUUUUAGAAAUGGCGUUCUACAAAUAGAAUCCCUGAAAAUGUUAUAUUUUGACAUUCGCCGAGCAUUCGAAACAAUAAUAUUACCCACGCACGCCAGUCAAUAUGUGCAAUAUAUCGCAUUCUACAUUUGCAGUUUCAAAGCCACAGUCGCGGAAACUUUUACAGAUUGGUUAUGGCAUAAAGUAAUUGAUCCAAAUGUAGCACCAGUUUUAAGACAAUCAGCUGUUUGUUACAUUUCUAGUUUGUUUGCUACCGCAUCAUUUAUUUCUCCUGGAUUAAUGCAGGUGACAAUGUCCAAAUUGGUCAAAUGGAUACAUAGUUAUAUCAGUAUGCAAGAAUAUUCGAAAUAUGUCGAUGAUGAUACAAAACCACAUGCUGUAUUUUAUUCUGUAUGUCAAGCUUUCUUUCAUUUAUUUAUCGCGAGACACAAGGAAUUUAGUUCAAAAAAUGACAUGUUAUUUCUUCAAGAACUUGAUAUACCAAGGAUCGUUACUUGUAGAUUAAAUCCUUUGAAAAUGUGCAACACCCAGAUAGUUCAAAGUUUUGCGGAUAUUACAAGUGAAUAUCAACUCGCCUAUUGUUAUACUAUAAUUGAAAGCAAUGAACGUAAUCAGUUGCCUAUUUUCGGUGUGAAAACCCAUUUGCCUGUUUUAGUUUCUAAUUUUUCCCCUUUGAAUCUUAUACAUUACAACAUAGCAGACAGAGAAUAGUUUCUCUAUUUCAUAGUAAUGUAGUAGAUGCUGACAGUAAAAAAAUAUGAAUAAAAAUAUGGAAAUAAA
This is a messenger RNA of Nylanderia fulva, 1961 nucleotides long. It is a transcript of the gene Tif-IA, whose product is annotated as RNA polymerase I-specific transcription initiation factor RRN3 homolog Tif-IA. Gene Ontology annotation, molecular function: RNA polymerase I core binding; RNA polymerase I general transcription initiation factor activity. Lineage: Eukaryota; Metazoa; Arthropoda; Insecta; Hymenoptera; Formicidae. Gene Ontology annotation, cellular component: nucleus. Gene Ontology annotation, biological process: transcription initiation at RNA polymerase I promoter. The record is from RefSeq and is a predicted model, not a curated record.